This is a messenger RNA of Salpingoeca rosetta, 1935 nucleotides long. RefSeq lists its product as uncharacterized. The transcript is spliced from 14 exons. Bases 48 to 1442 code for a protein of 464 amino acids. Gene Ontology annotation, biological process: aerobic electron transport chain. Lineage: Eukaryota; Choanoflagellata; Craspedida; Salpingoecidae. Gene Ontology annotation, molecular function: NAD(P)H dehydrogenase (quinone) activity. The record is from RefSeq and is a predicted model, not a curated record.
GGGAGGACAGAGCGACGCAAGAAGGAAGCGGAGCAACGACGACGACGAUGACGACGAGAACACUGGUGCUGAUUGGAGGUGGCCACGCACACAUUCAGGUUCUGCCUGAGGUUCAUCGUUCCGAUACACUGGAUGUUGUGCUCAUCGCCAAUGCAGCUUCCGCGUAUUACAGUGGCAUGAUUCCUGGCCACGUGGCGGGGAUGUAUGAUGAUGACCAAUGUAAAGUGAGCCUCCCGGAGCUGUGCCGGCACUAUGGUUGGACAUUCAUCCAAGGCACGGUGUUUGACAUCAACGCAGAGGAGCGGAAGAUCAGCUACACCGACAGGAAUCAGGAAAGCAAGAGCAUCACGUAUGACUUUGCAUCAAUCGACGUCGGCUCAUGCACAAGGAAUCCCUUUCGGUCAGAUGUGAGCGCGUGUCGCCAUGUUGUCUUCACUCGGCCCAUCAGCGACCUCAACACGAAGAUCAGUACAGCACUCGCCAUGUUCAAGGUUCAGGACACGACACCGAAUAUCGUCGUCAUCGGCGCCGGUGCAGCUGGGGUCGAGCUCGCAUUUGCAGUCAACCGCCAAGCAAGGGAGACACUUGGGCAGCCGGCAAACGUCACACUCAUGUCCCGCUCAUCGCCAAUUCUUCGAAAUUACGCUCGAUCCACCAUCCGAAAGACCAUGGCCUCGCUGCACUCAAAACAUAUCAACGUGAAGGAGAACUGCGCGAUUGUCGAUUAUCGCGAGGAGGAGCACGUUGUCGUUGAUACCAACGGCAGCACACACCCGGCCGAUCUCCUGAUUGUGGCAACAGGCGCCGCCCCGCAUGCAUGGGUCACAGACACGUCACUGCCCAAGGACGAGCGUGGUUUCAUUCGCGUCGACACAACGUUGCAGGUCGUUGGUUACAACAAUCUGUUUGCAGUCGGCGACUGCAACUCGUUUGAUGCCUGGAAUGGCGAGUUUCCACCAAAGGCCGGCGUCUACGCUGUCAGAGAGGGCCCCAUUCUCGUGCACAACCUCAAGGCAGUGCUGAACAAGGAGACACAAAGGCUGAAGCGAUAUCAGCCCCAGUCGGAUUUUCUGUCGCUGCUCAUCACGGGCGAUGGCGCCGCUAUCGGAACAAAGUGGAACAUCACCAUGAAGGGCAGGUGGGUAUGGCGGCUUAAGGACCACAUUGACAGGACAUGGAUGGCGCAAUUCAAGUCGCUGUCCCACGACACACGUCAUCGUCACGAAGGACAGGAGCAGGAAGAUGAAGCCGCUCCGUUUCAGCCGGACAGCGACGCCGACGUCAACAUGGUAUCGUCUCUUGCCAACACCGCGGGCAAGAAGGGCAUGCGCUGGCCUUCCCUUCUCACUUCCGCCACCGUUGUUGUUGCAGCUGUUGCCGUGUUCGCCGCCACUUGCUCCUUGCUCCUGUCUUGGCCACCAGUCCCUGUGCAAUCCCAAUGAAUGACUCGUGUCAUCCCUUCACUUCGACUGCGUCUCUUCUCAUGUCUUGUCGUCACUACAUUGUUGCUGCUGUUUUCUUCGACAUGCUCUCGUCAUUCCUCGUUUGUCACCCCUCUACACCAAUGCUGCGCAAACAUCGUGGCUACCGCAACUGAUACCGUCCGCGUCAUGUCUUCUGCUACUCUGCUGUACCCUGCCUUGUCCAUCUCUCCCUCUCCUCCCUUCUUCGACCUCGCCCCCUCCCCCCUCAACACCACAAACCACGCACCACCAGAUUGUGCAACUGCUGUCCUCGGAUGGAGAUGACUUUGAUGUACAGGUGCGCGCUCUGAACCAGAUGAAGGUCGACGAGCCGCUCAAACAACGCGUCUUGCAAGCACUACAGGCACAGACAGACACUCCAGCGCACUUGCGCACAGAUGCAAAUGCCUUGCCGUGAAGACACAGGUCUCAAUCAACACUUGAACACGCAUUAAACGCUCGUAUCGAGGCA